AUGAAAAAGCAGAAGAUAUGCUACAAGAGGAACACCUACAUAAACAAGGGGAUGAAGUUUAAGACAUUGAAACAGAUGAUCCCAAGUCUUAUUGAAAAAGAUCACAAAUACGUCCAAAUCUCAAAUAGAAUAUCUGUAAAACCCGGAAUAAGACUCUGUGAUCUAACAGGCCUUCCUGCGCCAUACACAUGCCCAAACACUAGGCUAUUUUACUAUAACUCUUCUGUGUUCAAAAGAAUUUGUGAUAUGCCUAGUGACCGUAUCCAAAAGCUAUUUCAGCUGAGGGAGUUUGGAAAAACCUUGGUUCCGUUCAAAAGAUAA
Messenger RNA from Encephalitozoon romaleae SJ-2008, 321 nucleotides. RefSeq lists its product as hypothetical. Bases 1 to 321 code for a protein of 106 amino acids. The transcript has a single exon. The record is from RefSeq and is a predicted model, not a curated record. Gene Ontology annotation, biological process: chromatin remodeling. Gene Ontology annotation, cellular component: Ino80 complex. NCBI's taxonomy places the organism in Eukaryota, Fungi, Microsporidia, Unikaryonidae.